UUUGGCCACAGACAGACGCUUCUCAUGCUGCGUGUGGAUUUAUCUUCCCCGAGAGAACAAUCUGUGACACUUGGGACUCUCAGUCUUCUGCAAACAUGGUCGAUGCAUUCUGCGCUACAUGGAAACUGGUGGACAGUCACAACUUUGAUGACUACAUGAAGGCUCUGGGUGUUGGUUUUACCACAAGACAGGUGGGCAACGUCACCAAACCCACAGUGGUGAUCGGCCAGGACGGAGACAAAGUGGUGGUGAAGACACUGAGCACCUUCAGAAACACUGAGAUCUCCUCCAAACUGGGAGAGGAGUUCGACGAGACCACGCCUGAUGACCGACACGUCAAAUCGACCUUCACCAUGGAGGGAGACAAGUUUGUGCAGGUGCAGAAGUGGGACGGGAAAGAGACUAAAUUUGUGAGAGAACUCAAGGACGGGAAGAUGGUGAUGACUUUGACCUUUGAGGGAGUUCAGGCCGUCCGCACGUAUGAAAAAGCCUAAACUUUACCGGCCGACGAUCGACAAGGUGUUCUAUAAUAAUUGUUGUAUGUUCUGAUAUGCAUUUCAGUCUUUUGUAAGAACCUUUUUCUAAGAAGUGUAAGACUGUGAAGGGCCUCAUUGUUUCAAUAAACUGCCUGAAUGAUUCGC
Solea solea (common sole) is the source of this 641-nucleotide messenger RNA. It is a transcript of the gene fabp7a, whose product is annotated as fatty acid binding protein 7, brain, a. The transcript is spliced from 4 exons. The record is from RefSeq and is a predicted model, not a curated record. Gene Ontology annotation, biological process: fatty acid transport. Bases 96 to 494 code for a protein of 132 amino acids. Gene Ontology annotation, molecular function: fatty acid binding. Gene Ontology annotation, cellular component: nucleus; cytosol. NCBI's taxonomy places the organism in Eukaryota, Metazoa, Chordata, Actinopteri, Pleuronectiformes, Soleidae.